Molecule: messenger RNA, 1062 nt
Organism: Aspergillus clavatus NRRL 1
Lineage: Eukaryota; Fungi; Ascomycota; Eurotiomycetes; Eurotiales; Aspergillaceae
Gene: gpaA
Product: guanine nucleotide-binding protein subunit alpha gpaA
Exons: 4
Coding region: 1-1062 (353 amino acids)
Biological process (GO): G protein-coupled receptor signaling pathway
Cellular component (GO): heterotrimeric G-protein complex
Molecular function (GO): G-protein beta/gamma-subunit complex binding; GTP binding; GTPase activity
Source: RefSeq, a predicted model, not a curated record
AUGGGUUGUGGCAUGAGUACCGAGGAUAAGGAGGGCAAGGCCCGCAACGAGGAGAUCGAUAACCAGCUCAAGCGGGAUAAGAUGAUGCAGCGGAACGAGAUCAAGAUGCUUCUGCUCGGUGCUGGAGAGUCUGGUAAAUCGACUAUUCUCAAGCAGAUGAAGCUCAUCCAUGAGGGUGGAUACUCGCGCGAUGAGCGGGAAUCGUUCAAGGAAAUCAUUUACAGCAACACGGUCCAGUCGAUGCGUGUCAUUCUGGAGGCCAUGGAAUCGCUGGAGCUGCCCCUGGAGGAUGCCCGCAAUGAAUACCACGUCCAGACCAUCUUCAUGCAACCCGCUCAGAUUGAGGGUGACAGCCUUCCCCCAGAAGUUGGCAACGCUAUCGGGGCCCUGUGGCGCGAUACCGGUGUGCAAGAGUGCUUCAAGCGGUCCCGUGAAUACCAGCUGAACGAUUCGGCGAAAUACUAUUUCGAUGCCGUCGACCGUAUUGCUCAGCCUGACUACCUGCCUACCGACCAGGAUGUCCUCCGCUCCCGUGUCAAGACGACUGGUAUCACCGAGACCACAUUCAUCAUCGGCGACCUGACAUACCGCAUGUUUGAUGUCGGCGGCCAGCGUUCGGAACGUAAGAAGUGGAUUCACUGCUUUGAGAACGUGACCACCAUCCUCUUCCUAGUCGCCAUCUCCGAAUAUGACCAGCUGUUGUUCGAAGAUGAGACCGUCAACCGUAUGCAGGAAGCGCUCACCCUUUUCGACUCCAUCUGCAACUCUCGGUGGUUCGUCAAGACGUCCAUCAUUCUGUUCCUGAACAAGAUCGAUCGUUUCAAGGAGAAGCUCCCCGUCAGCCCGAUGAAGAACUACUUCCCCGAUUAUGAAGGCGGCGCCGAUUACGCCGCGGCUUGCGAUUACAUCCUCAACCGUUUCGUAUCGUUGAAUCAGGCCGAGCAGAAGCAGAUUUACACUCACUUCACAUGCGCCACUGAUACCACGCAAAUCCGCUUCGUCAUGGCGGCUGUCAAUGAUAUCAUUAUCCAAGAGAACCUGAGACUCUGUGGUCUGAUCUAA